This is a messenger RNA of Rhineura floridana, 2685 nucleotides long. RefSeq names its product thyroid peroxidase (gene TPO). Gene Ontology annotation, molecular function: heme binding; calcium ion binding; iodide peroxidase activity. Gene Ontology annotation, cellular component: membrane. Lineage: Eukaryota; Metazoa; Chordata; Lepidosauria; Squamata; Rhineuridae. The transcript has 15 exons. Gene Ontology annotation, biological process: thyroid hormone generation; response to oxidative stress. The record is from RefSeq and is a predicted model, not a curated record. Bases 1 to 2685 code for a protein of 894 amino acids.
AUGAUAAACAACAGAACUGAAGAAGCUCAACAGAGAAAAAAGAUGAGAGUAUUCAUGUUCUUCGUAAUUUUAAUAACAAUGGCUAGCACGGCUGUUUUCCUUGCUUUUAUUCAGGAGAGCAGGAUUGACUUAUUCAAAAAAACAAAAGAAAAUGGAAUUAAGAGAACUACGCAAGAAGCAACCUCUAUGGAAGAUGAGGAAACAACCCAAAGAAGAGAAAGGCUUCUCCAACAACCUGAUCUAAUGGCUCCGGCACAGUAUCUGGCAUUUUCCAAAUAUGCAGAUCAAGAAACCCAAGUUGUCUCUCAGGCAGCCGAAAGCAUGGAAGCUUCAAUACAGGAUAUGAAAGAAAAACUUCACCAGAAGCAUAAACGAGCGUUGCUUCCAAGUGAUGCGUUACCCGCUGAUGUUUUCAUGAUGAUUUCCAAUGUAUCUGGAUGCCUGCCUUACAUCCUGCCACCAAAAUGCCCAAACAAUUGCAUGACCAGAAAAUAUAGACCUAUCACCGGAACUUGCAACAACAGGGAACAUCCUAGAUGGGGAGCCUCCAACACAGCUCUGGCAAGAUGGCUUCCUCCAGUUUAUGAAGAUGGAUUAAGUCAGCCCAAAGGAUGGAAUCAUGGCUUCUUACAUAAUGGAUUUCCAUUGCCAUCGGUGCGUGAAGUGACCAGACAAAUUAUUGAGGCAUCUAACGAGGCUGUUACUGAAGACAAGCUACAUUCCGACAUAAUCACCAUAUGGGGGCAAUACAUCAGUCAUGACCUUGCAUUUACACCUCAGAGCGUAAGCCGACCUGUCUUUCCGGCAGAAGUAGACUGCAAACUGACCUGUGAAAACCAAACUCCGUGUUUUCCAAUACUGGUUUUUGCCAAUGAUACAUUUUCCAUGAACAUGACCUGCAUGCCUUUUUAUCGUUCAUCCCCUGCAUGUGCCACUGGUCAACAGGAAUUUCUCAUAGGAAAUCUAUCAAUCUUAAAUCCAAGACAGCAGAUGAAUAGCCUCACCUCCUUCCUUGAUGCGUCAACCGUUUAUGGCAGCACGCCUGCGGCACAGAACAAACUGCGGAAUCUGACAAGUGAAGAAGGCCUCCUGAGAAUAAACGUGCAAUAUUUUGACAAUGGCCGCGAAUACCUUCCUUUUGUUGACCAGGUGCCUUCUCCUUGCGCUCAAGACCCCAAAGCGGACAAAGCAGAAAGGAUCGAAUGCUUUAUGGCUGGAGACACUAGGGCUAGUGAAGUUAUUUCCUUGGCAGCUAUACAUACACUGUGGUUGCGAGAGCACAACCGCCUGGCGAAAGCACUGAAGAAACUGAACCCUCAUUGGAGUCCUGAAACUGUCUAUCAAGAGGCCCGCAAAAUUGUUGGUGCUUCACAUCAGAUUAUUACCAUAAGAGACUACAUCCCAAAAAUUAUUGGCUCAGAUGCUUUUAACCAGUACAUUGGUGCUUACAAUGGCUAUGAUCCCACAAUCAAUCCUUCCGUUUCCAAUGUAUUUUCUACUGCAGCUUUUCGCUUUGGUCAUGCUGCAAUUCAUCCAGUAAUAAAGAGACUUGAUGUGCAGUAUCAGAAUGACCCAAAUCUUCCUAAUCUUCAGUUGCACGAAGUGUUUUUUACCUCCUGGAGACUCAUUAAAGAAGGUGGAUUGGAUCCCUUGCUAAGAGGAACUUUGGCAACUGCCGCAAAACUCCAAGUACAAGAUCAGCUGCUGAAUGAUGAGCUAACAAAGAAGCUCUUCAUAUUGUCUAAUAAAGAUUCAUUGGAUUUAGCAUCAUUAGAUUUACAGCGAGGACGUGAUCAUGGACUCCCAGGUUACAAUGACUGGCGAGAAUUCUGUGACUUGCCGAGACUAAGGACAGAAAGUGACCUGACAAAAGCAAUAGAGAACAGGAAGAUCAUCGAAAAAAUAAUGGAACUAUAUGGAAACCCCAACAACAUUGAUGUCUGGUUAGGAGGUAUAGUAGAAAACAUGCUUCCGGAUGCCAGAACAGGUCCACUGUUUGCAUGCAUAAUUGGAAAGCAAAUGAAAGCACUGAGAGAUGGUGAUCGAUUCUGGUGGGAAAAUAGCCAUGCUUUUACUGAAGAUCAAAGGCGAGAACUCAGAAAACAUUCUUUAUCCAGAUUAAUCUGUGAUAACACAGGUCUUACUGAAGUACCCCUUGAUGCCUUCAUAAUUGGGAAAUUUCCUAAAGACUUUGAGUCUUGUGAAAAUAUACCCAGCAUGAAUUUAGGAAUUUGGCAGGAAAGCUUUCACCCAGAGUUGACUUGUGGUUUCCCACCAGUAGUGGAACAUGGUGACUUUGUCCAUUGUUCAGAAGCAGGACAAUUCAUAGUUACCUACUCAUGCCAUCGAGGAUACAAGCUAUUAGGAGAAAAACAAUUAUCCUGUACACAAGGGAGAUGGAAUUUGAAAGCACCAGUCUGCCAAGACAUCAAUGAAUGUGAAAACAAAACCAACCCCCCAUGCCACUCCUCUGCUAAAUGUGUCAACACCAAAGGAACCUUUCAGUGUCUUUGCACAGAUCCCUAUGAACUGGCAGAAGAUGGAAAAACAUGUACAGGUUGCAUGCUGAAACUUGAGACAAUCAUCGAAGCAUCAGGGAAACCUGCACUGCAUAAAGACUUGUACUGGGCCGAAGAUGUGUCAGUCCAGGUGCUUAAAGUAAAAGAAAAUAAAAACACUAGCUGA